ACUGGUUUUCAACAUUUUACUCAACUUACGAGUACAGGGGUGAGGGUAUACGUUAUAACGUGGUUAUAUUUUCCGCGAUUCAGGUUUUUUCGUCUUUCAUUGGCUAGAACAGUGGCGGUCAAUUGGAGUUUGAAUUGUCCUUGGGUGCGUGCUGUCGGGUGCUGUCUUGGCGUGGUUGUGUUUGCGUCGUCUGCCAGUAUAUGUGAUGACUAUAAACGUGAAUUAGACUAUUUUAACGCUUUGUUUUUCUUUGUUUGUGCAUGUACUAGGCUUUGUGUGUCGUACAAUUCGUUGUUUGGUCUUGCGAUGUCAACGAACCGUCCGUUGCAGGUAGUAAAUUCGAGUGAAAGGAGCACAGACUUAAGUGGAAUUUUCGGUGAAUUAAUACUUGGAAGGCGUUUCUUGAGCUGGGAUGAAUUUCAGAAGUCAUUGGCAGAAUUCCAAAAAUUGUCCUGCACUCACUAUGUUCAUACUUAUAGCAAAACGAUACCGGAUGACAGAUUUAAGUACGCUUUUGUUGGUUUUAAAUGCACUUUUGGAGUGAAUCGCACAAAACCUGGAUUGAAAUUGAAAUAUAAGUCGUCUAAAUGUUGCAAUUGCUCGUCUUCAUUUCGCGUGGUUUUGCGUAGUAGUGAAUUCAUAAUUGCUUCCCACAAUAUGGUACAUAACCAUCUAUGCAGCAGGGUGUACAUGCAGAAUGACCGACACUUGCUUUUGGUCCACUUCAGAAAGCCGUAUUUCACAGUUAACCAUGUGAUGCAGAAUUGCAAACAAUGGGCGUGGUCACGCGACUUAUUCGCAUCUCAAUGCACGUCAGCUGUUGUCCUUCGAAAUCGAAGUGCCGCAUUCGAAAGCUAUAUAAGCAUUGUGAAUAAGGGCUUGAGGAAAAUUCAUGACGAAUUUGGAGAAGUGUUUGCCAGGAAUUAUGUAGUAGAAGUAGUCGCAGGAAUCAAUCGUACUCUGAAUAUGUAAAUAAACUGAAUUUGUAUCAUAAUUAAAAUACAGUUUUCAUGUCAAUCUUGUUGUCUUUCGAUUCAUGUGUUCCCUUAUUGAGCACGGCAUGCUAGACCGGUGCUCUCUAGGACUUUAAGUAUACGUAAGUGUAAUUGCGUAGGAACGAUGUCGGUCGUCAUGCGUCAUAGUCAUAUAGAAGUCUUUAGGGACAAAUGACAAUAGUAGGCAUAACUUAGGCACUGCAUUCGAGUUCCAGUUCUUAUACGGUUACGUGUAUUCUAAAGUAUU
Molecule: messenger RNA, 1242 nt
Organism: Trichobilharzia regenti
Lineage: Eukaryota; Metazoa; Platyhelminthes; Trematoda; Strigeidida; Schistosomatidae
Source: the annotation of a GenBank genome assembly